UGUCUGCCAGGAAAGCACAGUUACAAGAGGUGUUGGUUUCUCACAGGCUCUCACAACUUCUGAAGAGCACCAUCAGCUACUUCUCAUCCAGGGGUGCUCUGAGCUUUGGAUACCAGCUGGCUACUGAUCAGGGAGGAUCAGCAGCUCCUGCAGCAGGUGGUAGGGUGGAGCCCAUAUAAGUGCUGAGAUGCCACUGAUGCAAGACUGUAAGCUCCCAGCUAUGCUGCUGGAGGGGCAGGUGGAGUCUGGGAAGUGGGGACUCCUAAGGGUGGUGGAGGCUUGUGAUUUCUUAUGAUUUCUGAUGCCAGGAGGAUAGCUCCUACAGAAAAGAUUCCAGUAACAAAGGACUCCUGCAGCUGGAGGAAAGCAGAACUGAAGUGGGUAGUACUGGAUAGGAAUUACAUCUACAGUCAGAAGCGGCAGCAUUUCAAAACACUGCCAUAGAAAAGGCGAAGAUCAGGAGAUUAACAACGAUUAACAAAUAGCUGUUGAAGUAACUGCAAAGGAUGAUGAAGGCCACCCUCACCACCUUGGUGGUUGCUGUGUUUUACCCUGCUGUUCACAACGUGGUCCAGCCUGACCACCGUGAUGAUGAGCCCCAGGCAACUCACCUCCAGGAGCAGCAUUCCCAUGAGGGAGAUCCUCUUGGGUUCUGCCAACGGAUAGUCCCCAGCAACACGGACUUUGCCUUCAGGUUUUACAGGCAAGCGUCUGCCCAGGCACCUGGCAAGAACAUUUUCUUCUCCCCAGUCAGUGUGUCUGCUGCCUUUGCCCUGCUGGCCCUGGGCUCCAGAGCUGCAAGCCGGGUUCAGGUGCUGGAGGGGCUGGCCUUUAAUCUCACCAGCACACGGGAGGAGGAGAUACAUGAUGGCUUUCGUCAUCUCCUCUUCUUACUGAACCGUCCUGGCAGCCAGGUGCAGCUGAGCAUGGGGAACACCCUGUUCAUGGAUGAACACUUGAAGCCACUAAAAACAUUUCUGAAGGACAUCCAAAAAACGUACAAGGGAAAAAUUAUUUCUAGUAACUUCCAGAAUUCAACUGAAGCUAAAAAAGUGAUUAAUGAUCACAUAAAGAACCAAACCCAUGGAAAGAUAAAUCAAAUACUUACAGACCUUGAUCCAAACUCUCUAAUGGUACUUGUUAACUAUAUUUAUUUCAAAGCCUAUUGGGAAAAUCCUUUCAAUGUGAAGGGGACUCGUAAGGAUUAUUUCUAUGUGAAUGCAAAAACCUCAGUUGAAGUGAAGAUGAUGACUCGAGAUAGCUUUUAUAAAACAUACUCUGACAAGACACUGUCUUGCAAGGUGGUGCAGAUUCCUUACAAGGGAGAUGUUGCAGCGUUGUUUGUCCUGCCCAAUGAAGGAAAAAUGAAAUGGUUGGAGAAUGCCUUGACAAAAGAAACUGUGUCUAAAUGGGAAAAACUACUUGAAAGACGGAGGAUAGAAGUGUACAUUCCAAAGCUAUCUAUUUCUGGCACCCAUGACUUAAAGAAAAUAUUCAUGAAUCUGGGUGUAACAGAUGUGUUUUCUGACUGGGCUGAUCUGUCUGGAAUCACAGGAAAGCCUGAUCUGAAGGUUUCAAGAGCUACGCACAAGUCCCUGCUGACUAUUCAUGAAAAUGGCACAGAGGCUGCAGCAGUCACUGGCACAGACUUGGCUCCUCAUUCUGUUCCUCCUGUUGUAAAAUUUAAUCGUCCAUUUUUGUUGUUGAUUGUUGAUCAAUAUACUCAAAGCAUCCUCUUCAUAGGAAAAAUUGUAAACCCGAAUGAAAAAUGACUGGUCCAUGGCAUGUCUCAUUGAUUUCAAUUGCAUUCUUGAUGCAUUUGUAGUCUGUAAUUAAAACCAUAUCAAAGCCCUUACUAAUAUUUUCUUUUUCCAAAAAAUGAUUGAGGCAAGAAUGUGGUCAGUCUUAAAAUUGCAGUUCUUACUCCCUUUUCCAGUAGAAAGUAACUACCAAGAUAUACUUAUUAGUGAAUUAUGAAGUGUAUAUACUAGCCUUCUAAUGGCCAAUAUAUGCUAUCUUUGAAAAACAACGUAAGUAUCCAUCUGAGAGAAAUAGUUUAAAUCCUGUUCCGUAAAUAAUGAAUGAACAAACAGGCUCCUCCUGAG
This is a messenger RNA of Cygnus olor (mute swan), 2105 nucleotides long. RefSeq names its product alpha-1-antitrypsin-like. The record is from RefSeq and is a predicted model, not a curated record. Gene Ontology annotation, biological process: negative regulation of endopeptidase activity. Gene Ontology annotation, molecular function: serine-type endopeptidase inhibitor activity. The coding region runs from base 507 to 1772 and encodes 421 amino acids. The transcript is spliced from 6 exons. NCBI's taxonomy places the organism in Eukaryota, Metazoa, Chordata, Aves, Anseriformes, Anatidae.